Messenger RNA from Limanda limanda (common dab), 4326 nucleotides. RefSeq names its product aryl hydrocarbon receptor nuclear translocator (gene arnt). Gene Ontology annotation, biological process: regulation of transcription by RNA polymerase II. Gene Ontology annotation, molecular function: protein dimerization activity; RNA polymerase II cis-regulatory region sequence-specific DNA binding; DNA-binding transcription factor activity, RNA polymerase II-specific. The transcript has 19 exons. Gene Ontology annotation, cellular component: transcription regulator complex; nucleus; aryl hydrocarbon receptor complex. Lineage: Eukaryota; Metazoa; Chordata; Actinopteri; Pleuronectiformes; Pleuronectidae. The coding region runs from base 303 to 2519 and encodes 738 amino acids. The record is from RefSeq and is a predicted model, not a curated record.
GGAGGAGAGAAACCAGUGUGGACAGCCUGUGGCUCCGUUGGCCCCUAACGCCAUCUUACCCAGCGAGAGGGCUUUAAACCGAGAGAAAGCGGGGGAACCGGGACCGGAGGAGAGGAUCCGCUGCUACCCCCCGUGGUGUUCGCCCUCGGGAGCCCGUGGAACCGGUCGUGGUUCCCCGCAGUGAAGUCGAGAGGAAAUCUGCGAGGAGGCUGUUAGCCCGGGAGCUAGCUGGCUAGCGCGGGGGAGGGGCGGGGGUGCUGAGGUCUCUUUUUUUACCCCCCCGCAGCUGAAGUUGUUUGUUUAUGUUCUUCCAGUCGGACAUGUCCUCUGCUGACCCAGAGUUACCAGACCCAGACCCGGAUCUGGGUAUGGGGGCCAGUGGGACCCAAGCAGGUGGAGGGGCUGUUGUGCCAAAAGGGACCAAGAGACGAGCUGCGCCAGACUUCGACGAUGACGACGGAAGCAAGUUGUUCAGGUGCGAUGAUGAUUCAGGUGGCAACGGCAAUGACAAAGAGCGCUUUGCCAGGGAGAACCACAGUGAGAUUGAGAGGCGGAGGCGGAACAAGAUGACCGCCUACAUCACAGAAUUGUCCGACAUGGUGCCCACGUGCAGCGCUCUGGCACGGAAACCAGACAAACUUACCAUCUUACGAAUGGCAGUGUCCCAUAUGAAAUCUCUGCGAGGAAGUGGCAAUACCAAUGCAGAUGGGUCGUACAAACCUUCCUUUCUCACUGACCAGGAACUGAAGCACCUCAUCCUGGAGGCAGCCGAUGGCUUCCUGUUCGUGGUGUCGUGUGAGACCGGCCGCAUUGUUUACGUCUCAGACUCUGUGACACCCGUCCUCAACCAGGCACAGUCUGAAUGGCUCGGCUCUUCCUUGUAUGAUCAGCUCCACCAAGAUGACACAGAAAAGCUCAGGGAGCAGCUCUCCACUGCAGAGAAUAACAACACAGGGAGGAUGUUGGACUUAAAGACUGGAACAGUGAAGAAGGAAGGUCAGCCGUCAUCAGCAAGAAUGAGUAUGGGGGCCCGUCGCUCAUUCAUCUGCAGAAUGAGAUGUGGUUCAUGUCCAGUGGAACCAAUGUCCAUGAACAGACUUAAUUUCCUUCGGAAUAGAAACAGAAACGGUUUGGGUGCAGCCAAGGAAGGGGAGCCCCAGUAUGUAGUGGUCCACUGUACAGGAUACAUCAAGUCUUGGCCCCCCGCAGGAGUAUCACUAACUGAUAAUGAAGCAGACAACACUCAGGGGAGUCGCUACUGUCUUGUUGCCAUUGGGAGAUUACAGGUGACUUGUUGCCCAGGUGACACAGACAUCAACAGUAUCAGUGUUCCAGUUGAGUUCAUCUCGCGCCAUAAUUGCCAGGGCAUGUUCACCUUUGUAGACCACCGCUGCAUGGCCACUGUCGGCUACCAGCCGCAGGAUUUGCUCGGUAAGCAUAUUUUGGAGUUCGCCCACCCUGAAGACCAGGGCUUACUGAGAGACAGCUUUCAACAGGUGUUGAAGCUGAAGGGUCAGGUUUUGUCAGUGAUGUUUCGGUUCCGCUCAAAAUCGAGAGAAUGGAUCUGGAUGAGAACGAGCUCCUUCACCUUCCAGAACCCUUUCUCAGAGGAGAUUGAGUAUAUCAUCUGUACCAAUGUCAACGUCAAGCAGUUCCAACAGCAGCAGCAGGCCGAGCUGGAGGGAGGCGGAGCCAGAGACGGGCUGUAUGAAGCGGGGCCGAUUGCCCUCUCACAGAUGCCAGUCCAGCCGGUACAGCCUGUCCCAGCUGCAGGUCCAGACCACAGCAAGACCCUUGAGAAGCCAGAGCUCUACUCCUCCCUUUUCCAAGGCCCAGAUCAGACGAAGGGCAUGUCCUCCACCUCCACUCCCUCCGCACAGGUUUACCCUCAGGCCAACAACUUCAAUGCAGGACGACCCAAUGAUGCUUACAGGCAAGUCAACAUGACUCCACAGAUGACACAGCCAGCUCACUCAGCAGGACAGAUGCUGGCUCAGAUGUCCCGUCAGAAUGGAGUCCCGCAGUCGGUCACCCCGUCCAGCACUGGGAGUCCCCUCCUUGCAGGACCAGUAGUAGGAUGGCCUGGAGCUGGACCCGGAGCAAGACCACAAUUUAAUAACCAGGUGGCUCCCCAGGCAGCAAAGACCAUGUCUCCUCCGUUUGCUCCCAUGGGAGGAUUUGGAGGCGGCUCUUCAAACUCUUUUGGCCAGAUGCCUGCAGGUGCUGCUCCCACCCCCACCAGCGGGGCAGACUACCCACAAAUUAAUGCUCGUGCCAGCCUCAACACCAAUGGCUAUGACGGCUCUCAGUCGGGGGCACAGUUUCCGUCCAGAGCAGCGGAGGCAGUGUGGCCUCAGUGGCAAGGCCAGCAACAUGCGCAGAGUAACUUAGAGCAGCAUCCUCAUGCUCAGGGCAACCAGCAAGACAUGUUUCCUGAUGUGUUGUCCAUGCUGGACCAGCCUGCCAACUUCAACAGCGAUGACUUUGAGAUUCCAAUCUACCCUUCGUUUAAUGAGUGACAUAGUCGAUACAGUUCACACCUUUGUCCUAACAGUUCUUGCCCUUACACUCUCUUAUAUUUUGCUCUUCUCUACCUGUUUUCUUCCUGCUCCUGAGAGUAGCACUCUUCCCUUGCUUUGCAUGGCAUCAACUGCACUGCCACAGGCCAGUUGAAUAUGGUGGGAUUUACCUGACUGUAGAUAUAUGGGAGAGGACAAUCAAGGAUUUGCUACUGAUGAAAAUAAUAUUAUUUUAACAAUAAGACAGCCAUUCUAAGAGACAUCUCUAGCUAGCACUACCCAAAGCUCAACAACCUAUAUUGUAGAUAUGUGAUAUAUAUAUAUAAAUAAAUACAUAUAUAAAAGCGCACAAUCACAAAUGCAUUUGAGUAGACUGCACAAUAACACACUCACAUUCUGGUAAACACAAAGAAAAAGCCUUGUAUUGUAAUAUAUUCCUGGUUUUCUCAGGCGUUGAUGAAGAGUGUAUUUUGCUGUUUUACCCGUUAGCACGUAGAUAAAUCACCCCGAUCGUUGAUUUAAACUCUCAGGAAAUUGCAGGGAUAUACAGCUUUGGUGAUUUUAAAAGAAAAUCUCAGCUGUCGCACGCAAACCACCACUGUCACUCGCAGUUUGAAAUCCACAGCAUGUUUCUGCAUGUCAGCACUGCUUUCAUGAAGCGCUUCUACAAUGUGUAGGUUUAUAUUGAGUACAGUUUUCUAUGUGCUUCACCUAUAACUUUUUAUUAUUUCAUUUUUUCCUCUUAUGGAACAUUUAAGUUUUUUCUUUUUCUUCAUGGAAUGAUGUACUUUAAUAACACAGACACAAGGUGUUACAGUGGCUGUAUACUGUUGGUCUAGGUGCCCGGUGGAAAUGUAUAAUCUAUUUUUCUUUGCCUACAUUUAUAUAUAUGUAUAUUUACAUAUAUAUACACUAUGCAUGUGUGUGUGUGUAUGUUUAAUGGAUGCGUACAGUAUCAUUAUCAAGUUUUAAUACAGUCAUAGGGUUUUCGGAAUUGCUUGACGUCUUUCUGUCAUCCUGCAUUAACCUGUACCAAGUAUGGGAUUUUUGUACUCCUUUUGUAAAUCAAAAAAAAGAAGUAAUCACUCAGCAAUAAUUAACAAGCAGGAAUGAUGUACUUUUAAGCCAUUCUCUAUUGUUGUUAUAAAUGUUUUCCUACAUGUUAUUUUGAAUUGGAGAGAUGUGGUAGUCAUGUGAUGAUUUCCUUGAAAAUUUCCGUAGUACUUUGUUAUUUCAAAACUUUGAAUGAUAACUUGAAUUGUCCAUUACCAUCUUCUGAUUGGUAUCUAAUUAAAGGUUUGAUCAGGGUAUUCAGGAUUGAUAUGGAAUAAACAGAAGAUAUAAAAGUGAAAAUGUCCAAAAAGUGUUGAGUGUUUUGUCCUCAUGUGACUAACAUUUGGACGAGGACUGAAUAUUUGCCAACGAGAUCCGACCACCUGUGUUAUACAAUCAAUUUUUGGUAAGUUUGUAUUUUAGAAGAAUGUUGUGUGAUGAAAUAUGACGCAUUGAAACAUAUUUAGUUUUUAAUUUGUGGUAUUAGUUUAAAUUGGACCCUUUUUAUUACAGUUUUCUAUAGUUUGUGUGUAACACUUGCACACUAACUGACAAAUUAUGUAAUUGUAUGUAAACCCAUGUCCAUUAAUGUCCAGUUUUUAUCUUCAAAAUAUGUUGGUGACUGUGUCGUCUAUGUUGUUAAAAAAACUUUUUGGUCGCUCUCUGUAUCCGGGUUUCUUUUUUUUUCAAAUAUGUGAAAUUUUAUCACUCAUUAAACACAAAUAUAUAAAUAAACUGUAUAUGAAAUGUUAAA